This is a messenger RNA of Gossypium raimondii (Peruvian cotton), 1763 nucleotides long. Its product is annotated as acetylserotonin O-methyltransferase. The record is from RefSeq and is a predicted model, not a curated record. Gene Ontology annotation, molecular function: O-methyltransferase activity; S-adenosylmethionine-dependent methyltransferase activity; protein dimerization activity. Gene Ontology annotation, biological process: methylation. Lineage: Eukaryota; Viridiplantae; Streptophyta; Magnoliopsida; Malvales; Malvaceae. The coding region runs from base 546 to 1604 and encodes 352 amino acids. The transcript is spliced from 3 exons.
AUAAUUUUCUCUUUUAUAGUUUAAAGCUUUCUUUUUAUUAGAGUCUUGUAAAUCCCUUCCGCAUAUAUCAUUAAUCUCUAAAUGAUAUAUAUUCAUUAACAGAAGUCCAAUCUAUUUUCUGAUAAGGAUUCCUGCUUCAAUGGAUGUGGUUGCUUCCGCGUCUCAUUUGUCUUUUUGCUUCUGUGAUUAUGCUUGCUUCCACGUUUCAUAGUCUUUGUUCCAUCAUUGAUUUGAUGGUUGAUCCAUGUUGAAGACCUUUUUUGUCUGCUUCUGGAUGCCUUUGACUAGCAUUAAUGGUUGCUUCCAUCACUGUUUGCAUCAUCAUCAAUCUACGUUGCAAUCUUUGUUGGUUGCAUCUGGAUGUCUUGUCACAUCACUGCUUACUUCAUGGAGCAUAUUUGACAAGAUAUUUUCAAAUUCAAGAACUGUGACCUAGUUCAAACCAAUACCUUUGCUUCUAUAAAUCGUAGCUUCAUAGUCAAGAUUUGGGCAUAGAGUUACCAAAAAGCUCCCAAAUAAAAAAGUUUAAAAAAAAAAAAGUUGAGAUGGGAGAUAUGGAAGUGACAAUAAAGGAAGAAGCUAGAGCUGAAAUAAAGAUUUGGAAUUAUGUGUUAGGAUAUGUUAAAAUAACUGUCGUUAAAUGUGCCAUUGAGCUUGGGAUUGCCGACGUUAUUGAAAACUAUGGAAGCCCUAUGCCACUAUCCGAGCUAGCCACUGCCCUCCGAUGCGAACCGUCGCGUCUUCAUCGCAUUAUGAGGUUCAUGGUCCACGACCGAAUAUUCAAACAGGAACCCAUCAACCAACACACUAUAGGCUUCUCAUCGACGCCAUUGUCUCGUCUUUUGAUAAAAGGUGGAGAAAAAUCCAUGGCUGCUUUCAUAUUGCUCAUGUCCGGCCCUGCUUGCUUAGCAACCUGGCAUAGUCUUAGUGCUCGAGUCCUUGAAACCGGCAAUAAUAUCUCACCAUUUGAAGUAGCAAAUGGGAAAGAUCUAUGGAGCUACGCCGAGGCGAACCCCGACUUUAGAGAACUCUUUAACAACGCCAUGGGUUGCCAUGCUAGACUGACGGUACAUGCGACAAUCGAAGGAUGUCCCGAAGUGUUUGACGGAGUCGAAAGCCUGGUCGAUGUCGGUGGUGGUAACGGGACUGCUUUGAGCCUUUUAGUCAAGGCAUUCCCAUGGAUUCGAGGCAUCAACUUUGAUCUCCCCCAUGUCGUCGCCGUUGCAGCAACAUCCGAUAGCAUUGAAAACGUAGGAGGAGACAUGUUCAUGUCUAUCCCAAACGCCGACGCAGCGUUUCUCAUGUGUGUAUUGCAUGAUUGGGACGACGAGGAAUGCAUUAAAAUCCUAAAAAAAUGUCGAGAAGCCAUUCCAGAAGAUAAAGGGAAGGUUGUAAUCGUUGAAGCAGUUCUUGAAGAAGAUAAAGAAGACGACGAGAUAGGUGGCGUAGGGUUGAUGCUAGACACGGCGCUGAUGGCUAUUACAAAUAAAGGGAAAGAGAGGACCUUAAAGGAAUGGAGUUAUGUUCUUCGACAAUCUGGUUUUACACGAUUCAACGUUAAACCUAUACGUGCAGUUCGAUCCGUCAUCGAAGCUUAUCCUUAGAAAAAAAAAAUUCUGUGGCUCUUCACAGUUGUUCAUCCACUACUACAAUAAAAACUCUGGUGCAUGAGAAAUGUUUUAGUUUUGGCUAAAAACAUCAGUCUUUUGUUGGAAUCAAUAAAUCUUGGUUUUGAGUGGUUUUCUUUAAAAUCACUGUUGGAA